UCAUCGUCUGAGAUGAAGCGGUCUACGGACAUGGAGAGCUCUGGCAGUGAGUCGGAUGCGGAGGAGAACACAUCGGAAAGCGAGAGUGAGAGCGAAGAGAGUGAGGUUGACGAGACACCGCCUCCAUCUCCGCCAAAGAAGAAGUCAUACAGCUUGAUGAACCAGAUCCGAAAGGUGCAGAAGGAGAUGCCACAGAUGGCGCCAAGUACUCCUUCAUUCCGUGAACCACCGAGUGUGGAGAACCCUCUCUCCAAUUCCAGGGUAGAUCCUAAUGAAGGGUCCAAGCAUCCAGAACAGAGCGCCGAAAGCGGGGACAACGAAGAUCACGACAGCUUCAGUAAAUACAACACCAGCCAACCUCCCAGUUUUACAGAUUUUCAUCAACUCAUAGAGAGCUCGCAUGAUUCCAAAGCAUCCCCAAGCUCUGUCAAAUCGAAAGGAAGUAGCAAAUCAUCUUCAAAGCCUUUGGGCAGUAGUAAACCAACUGUAAAGCGCCCUCAGACAAGGACAGACAACUCCAGUGGCUCGAAAACGGGCAGUGCGAAGGACACUAGUAGUUCGUCUCGUGUGAAGUCGGAAUCAAAUUCUAAAGAGAGCAGUAAGGCUAAGAGCAGUAAACAGUCAAGUAAAAGUGCUAGUAGUAUAAGUAAAAAGAGUCCUGGACCUGGGGCUGGAGCAAAGUCAAGCACAAAAACCCAGGAAAAGAAACCUGGACAAAGGGCCAAGCAAACUGAGAAAAGGCGUGUGCCAAAAUCUAUUCCAUUAAUUGAUUCAGAUUCUGAUUCAGAGGAUGAAAGGACUCCAUUGCGGCCGUCUUCUAAGGCGGUCGUCAAUACCAGCACAAGUAGUAGUAGUAGUAGCAGUAGCGGGAACAGUAGCUUGAGUACCUUGGACACCAGCUACCCUGUCAGGCAACCUAAGGUUGAGCCGGAGAGCGGAAAGCGCAUGCCAGGUGUGAAAAAGGGCGAUAAUAAGUACAUGGUGAAACCAGAGCCGUUGGACACCUAUGAACAUCGGAGGCCUCCCUUUGAUGACUUUGCUCACAUGGACCCCAUCGUUUCCCCGAUCAGGGCAGACUUUGUUGAUGAGCAGUCACGUCCUUUAGACCGUCAUCCUGAAAUCCAAUACGACAAGAAUGGAAAACCAUCUGUGUUUGUCAGGUUACGACGGGACCUAUUUGAUCACUUGCCAAAGUCUAGUGUGUUUAAGUUUGAACAAAAUGUACCUGGACCGUCAACUCAAAAGCGGAAAGACUCCACUGACCCGCCAGAAAAACCUUUAACAGCAAUCGUUAAACCUGUCAAGAGGAAACAAACUGAACUUGAGAAGGAGAAAUCUGGAAACAAGAGAUCAAGGAUAGAGAACAAGUCACCGAGGAGGAUGAGAGAAGACGCUCUGAGAGGUGUACGGGACGAACCCACCGAGGCCUUAGAGCCAUUUGUAUCAAGUGAGAGUUCAUUAGACAGGCGACAGUCCUCAGACAGGAGAGGUAGUGUGUCAAGUAUGACCAGCCAACCAUCGUCACAUAGCAGCAGGAGAGGGAAGAACGAUUGCGAUCCCCACCACCCAUCCAGCCGCUCCAAACGGGACAGCAGCCGCGGCCGGGAUUUCGCCAGCCAGCGCAUCCACGACUGGACCAGCCCCGAGCACCAUGCCGAUAGGUCAGUGGAAAUGCCGCACAAUGUGGCCCUCGGAGGAGGAGGCGGCGAGGCCGACCCAUCCGCCUCCUCGCACCGCAACGGUGGCCUCUCCCACUCUCAUUCCCACUCUCUCCCUCCCCACGCCCACCAUUCCACCACCUCCCACCCCCAUAGAGGCGUGGAGGGCGAGGACUGGAGGGUGUUCCCUCCCGCAGAGAGCUACCCGGGUUACGGUGAGGAGGCGCAGUCCAGACACAGACUGGAGUUGGACGAAAGGUGAGUCCAUCCGUGUGGUUAGCUGACUUUGACUUGUCUGUUCCCAUCCGUUCUCUUGUUGUUGUUGUUGAGUUCUUUCUUGAAUUCCUUGCCUUUGUUGAGAUAAGAGUGUUAUUUGCUUCAUUAACUCACCCUAGAAGCUGUUCACACGCACAGCAAUAAUGGCACUUAGAGACUGAUGAUGUGCUAUUUAUUUUGGCUCUGGUCUAGUGCUUCCUGAAGAUCAUGACAGUGUGAAGUAGUCAAAUAAGCAACGUAUCCUCACCAGGCAUGCAAAGCACCACAUAAACUACAGAGUUCUCACUCCUUUGCAUUAAAACUCAAAGAGCAAUGAGCGCUGUUUAUCUUAGCAAAGAUAUGUUGAUAUGUUAGGCAGCUGGGUCGUGACUAGAAAUCAUGAGUGGAGCUGGAAAGACGUCAUUGACCAACCCUUUGAUAAAUGCACUCCCACAUCAUCAAAAAGCCUGUUCUCACUGUAGCAGUAGUCAAAUAGUUCAAUGCUUCACAUCCUUAACUUGAAUAUUAACACAUCAAGCUGCCAACACUUUUAGUAAUGCACCAAAAAUAGGGACUUUGAGAACAUUCUGGAAGUGUAAUUUCAUGACGUGUAUGUCUUUAUUGUUGGUUUUCUUCCAUUGAUGGUAUAACUUGUGUUUGUGCCCCUGGCAUAUAAAUUGCAAUGUUGAACAAAAUUUUCAUAUUGGUGCUUUCUGUCUGUCACUGUUUAAAGAACUUCUUUGCUUUCCACUUUGCAUGAAUCAGUAGACGUGUAAUGUUAUGGUUUUGUUGUUUAAAUGCAUGGCCUUAUUUCAUGUGACACCCGAAUUGCAGCUAUUAACAUGAUAAGAAGCAGAGAUCUGGACAGCAAUGGCCUGGAACAUGGCACAUAGGAUGUGCUUUGUAAAGAAAUAUACAAUAAAAGAAUAUUUUAAAAUGAAUGUAAUGGGAAUUAUGGAAUACUUGAACAGACUUCAGAUAAAGCACAAGAAUAGAGCUAAGAGAAAGAAUAUUUAUG
This is a messenger RNA of Lytechinus pictus (painted urchin), 2931 nucleotides long. RefSeq names its product nucleolar and coiled-body phosphoprotein 1-like. The transcript is spliced from 4 exons. Bases 13 to 1920 code for a protein of 635 amino acids. NCBI's taxonomy places the organism in Eukaryota, Metazoa, Echinodermata, Echinoidea, Temnopleuroida, Toxopneustidae. Gene Ontology annotation, cellular component: super elongation complex. Gene Ontology annotation, biological process: regulation of gene expression. The record is from RefSeq and is a predicted model, not a curated record.